This is a messenger RNA of Botrytis cinerea B05.10, 1778 nucleotides long. RefSeq lists its product as hypothetical. Bases 207 to 1697 code for a protein of 496 amino acids. The transcript has 6 exons. The record is from RefSeq and is a predicted model, not a curated record. Lineage: Eukaryota; Fungi; Ascomycota; Leotiomycetes; Helotiales; Sclerotiniaceae.
UUCCCUCUCCCUUCUCUCCAGGCUUCAACUUCUUCCUAUCUAAUUUCUUGUCUGAAAUUUGAAAUCUUUCCUUCGGAUAUCAAAUCGUCAAUCUCAUAACUUCUCUUCGUAUCUCAUCGGAUCAACCAUUUUAUCGAGAACUACACAUUCCUAGAUUUCAAGAUCCAAUAUCUUCACCAUCUGAAGCCUCCCCACCACCAACAAACAUGCCACGCAUCCACGCCCCUACGCACAAAACCCCUAGCAAAUCCAAAUCCAAAUCCAAAUCCCACAAAUCCUCUCUUCCUACACCUCCCAAACCCAAACGUAACAAAAAUUCCUACAGCAACGGUGCUCUCAAGCCCAUUUUCAGCGGUUGUAAAAUGUCACUCGCGGGCGACUUCAUCGCCGAGCAUCCCGGUCCCAACGCCGAAUCCCAGUGGAACUAUGAGAAAAUUAGUAAAUGGAUUACGGUUCAUGGAGGCGAGUAUGUGAGGGAUGUGGAUAAGUAUACGACGCAUUUGAUUGUGACUAUUAAGGAGUACAAGAAGAAGGGGGCUCAGGUCCGCAAAGCCAUGGCUAUGGGGAAACGAUGCCAUAUAGUUGUCAUCGACUGGCUAGUCGAUUGCCUGACUCUAAAAACUAACAAGAAAAAGAAACUCGUCGUCACGGGAUAUACACUCGGCCGUGUAAUCCGUCGUUUACAUCAUACUGAAGAUCAGAAGAUCAAGUACCGACAGAGAUUCGAGGAGAAUGUGAAAGCGAGUAAGGAAUUGUGUGAUGAUCGACUCAAUCAUGUUUAUAUCGAUCAGACGAAUUUCGAAUAUAAAGUCGUCCUCACCCGUGUUCUUCUGCAUGGUAAAAAUAAAAAUCAGAAAUAUACAGUUUACCUCUUCGAAUCCAAUGCUGAACCGCAUACCUAUAUGGCCGGAGCAAAACUAACGACUGCAUAUCAAAGUCCCUCUUAUCUUCGAGAAGAUUGUCGUCCCAAAAUCUUCCUCGCCGCCUUCUCCGACUUCAAAACCAUCUUCAAAUCCAAAACCGGCAUCGAAUGGGACGAUCGCUACGAGCCCCUCCCAGAAAACCAUCCUAAAGAUUUAUUCCGGUUUCAAAGACCUACCCUAGGUCGACCAAUGGGACAGCUACUAUCUUGGCGCAAGGCGCCCAGCUGGAAAGACACCGAAUCUAUUUCCAAUGCCAUAUUCCACGAAACCGGAGUGGAUUCCUGCGGUGAAGAAAUCCGAGAUAGAGAAGAAGACGCCGAAGAAGAAGAAGAAAGCAGCGAAGUCGAGAAAAAAGAGCGCGAGAAUGAGAGGAGAAGAGAGAGAAUGAUGACGAUGACGCUGGAAGAAUCCCGAGCGAUCGAGGAGAGAAAGAGAAAAGAAGAUUUCGAAUAUGAUAGUGAUAGCGAAGUGGAUGACGACGAUGUAUUCGAUGAGUUGAUGAGGGGUUCUGUAUCUUCUCCUAUUUCUACACAGCGUCACGCACACCGAGCGCUUCUUCCUAGACCGCAAAACUCGUCGGGUUCGCAGAAGGGAAAUGUGAUCACGGUAUCUGAUUCAGAUCCCGAGACGAAUAGCAGCGAUUCGAAUACCGAGGAUGAAAAAAUGGAAAACCCAGUCUCUCCUCCCAGAACUACCGCCACGUCCCGCUUUUCGCAAGUACAACCCGCAUUUUCCACCUCGGGAAAUUCAGUCGAUGAUGCGAUCAUUCUAUAAAAAACGAUGCGUUCACAAAAAAUCUAUCUAUCCCCAGAAUAUUUGCAUCUUAUAUCACAUCCCAUUCCUACCUCUAUAUCC